Molecule: messenger RNA, 895 nt
Organism: Asparagus officinalis (garden asparagus)
Lineage: Eukaryota; Viridiplantae; Streptophyta; Magnoliopsida; Asparagales; Asparagaceae
Exons: 3
Coding region: 110-811 (233 amino acids)
Biological process (GO): regulation of DNA-templated transcription
Molecular function (GO): zinc ion binding; nucleic acid binding
Source: RefSeq, a predicted model, not a curated record
GACAAAUCCGCAAACAAAAUCCAAAAAUCCAAUAAAAUGUUAUGACCUCCCGCCCCCACGCCGACAUUAAAACCACAGAACAGCACAAAUCCAUCUAAAAAGCCUACAAAUGUCGAAUCUUUCUUCAUCCUCAAUCAUGGUGGAUCCCCUUUCGAACCCUCAACCAAAAGAGAACCAAUUUUGGCCUCCGAAUGCGGAGCUGAGUCUACUGACCGCGGUUCUCGAGAUCGCCAGAGAACCAGCGGAGUCUUACGACCCAAGAAUCAAUCUAUUUGAUCGCAUCGGAAAAAUCCUCAACAAAUCUCGUACGAAUCAAGAGGUUUUGGGGAAAAUCAGUGAGUUGAAGGCGAGGUAUUUGAAGAGAUGUCGUGGUCACAUUGUAAAUGGCAAAUUUCUGAAGAGAACUCCUGUGUUCGAGAUCAGCGAAAAGAUUUGGGGUGAUGAGGUGAAGAAGAUAAAGGACAAUUGGGAGAAGGAUGCACAAAGCAAGAAAGAGCAUGAUGUAGGACAGGGGAAGAAGCACAAGAAAGGCAUGCUCAUUGUCGAUAAGCUGAAGGUGGUUCAAAAUCAAAAGAGAAAACUAUGCUUUAAAUGCGGGGAUCCUGGGCAUCUAGCUCGUCAUUGCUCUAAAGAGAUUGAGAAGCAUCUGCCCAACCAGCAAGAGACAAUGGAGAUUUCAGAAGACAAUUCCACAUUACAACUUGACACAGAAAAUAAGAAUGAAGAACAGGCUAACCCCUUGACAUCUCCAAGGUACACAUGCAACCAGGGUGUACCUGGUUUCUUCAUGACAUUACCAGCAAUUAUUUAGGAUCUACCAUCAGUAUUGUUAAUGUUUCUUGGAAAAGGCAAAGUGAGUUUAUCACAAUAGGGCGACUUGUUUAGCUUGAUAUGG